Messenger RNA from Orycteropus afer afer, 1585 nucleotides. RefSeq names its product unc-51 like kinase 3 (gene ULK3). Gene Ontology annotation, cellular component: cytoplasm; autophagosome. The record is from RefSeq and is a predicted model, not a curated record. Gene Ontology annotation, molecular function: protein serine/threonine kinase activity; ATP binding. Lineage: Eukaryota; Metazoa; Chordata; Mammalia; Tubulidentata; Orycteropodidae. Gene Ontology annotation, biological process: autophagosome organization; protein autophosphorylation; peptidyl-serine phosphorylation.
CUCCCGGCGGGCGGCGCUAGGGGCAAUGUGGAGUCCGGCUCGGCACUCCACAGUUCGGCUCCCCGCGGCGCCGGAACCCAGCGCUGAGAACCAGGAAGCGCCUGGGGGCCUGCGCGGGGAGGCCGGGAUGGCUGGGCCCGGCUGGGGCCCCCCGCGGCUGGAUGGUUUCAUUCUCACCGAGCGCCUGGGCAGUGGAACAUACGCCACGGUGUACAAGGCCUACGCCAAGAAGGACACCCGCGAGGUGGUAGCCAUAAAGUGUGUGGCCAAGAAAAGUCUGAACAAGGCCUCCGUGGAAAAUCUCCUGACAGAGAUUGAGAUCCUCAAGGGCAUUCGACACCCCCACAUCGUACAGCUGAAAGACUUCCAGUGGGAUGGUGACAACAUCUACCUCAUCAUGGAGUUUUGCGCAGGUGGCGACCUUUCUCGCUUCAUCCAUACCCGCAGGAUUCUGCCUGAGAAGGUGGCUCGUGUCUUCAUGCAGCAAUUAGCUAGUGCCCUGCAGUUCCUGCAUGAACGGAACAUCUCUCACCUGGAUCUGAAGCCACAGAACAUUCUGCUGAGCUCCUUGGAAAAGCCCCACCUCAAACUGGCAGACUUCGGCUUUGCGCAGCACAUGUCCCCAUGGGACGAGAAGCAUGUGCUCCGAGGCUCCCCCCUCUACAUGGCCCCAGAGAUGGUGUGUCAGCGGCAGUACGAUGCCCGUGUGGACCUCUGGUCUGUAGGGGUCAUACUGUAUGAAGCCCUUUUUGGGCAGCCCCCCUUUGCCUCCAGGUCGUUCUCGGAGCUGGAAGAGAAGAUCCGUAGCAACCGGGCUAUCGAGCUCCCCCUGCGGCCCCCACUCUCCCGUGAUUGCCGGGACCUGCUGCAGCGGCUCCUGGAGCGGGACCCUGGCCGCCGCAUCUCCUUCCAGGACUUCUUUGCCCAUCCCUGGGUAGACCUGGAGCAUAUGCCCAGCAGGGAGAGUCUGGCACGAGCGACUGCCCUGGUGGUGCAAGCCGUGAAGAAGGACCAGGAGGGGGAUGCGGCAGCUGCCUUAUCUCUUUACUGCAAGGCUCUGGACUUCUUAGUGCCUGCCCUGCACUAUGAAGUAGAUGCCCAACAGAAAGAAGCAAUUAAGGCAAAGGUGGGGCAGUACAUGUCCCGGGCUGAGGAGCUCAAAGUCAUCAUCUCAUCCUCUAAUCAGGCCCUGCUGAGACAGGGAACCUGUGCCCGAGACUUGCUCAGAGAGAUGGCCCGGGACAAGCCACGCCUCCUGGCUGCUCUGGAAGUGGCUUCAGCUGCCAUGGCCAAGGAGGAGGAAGCUGGCGGGGAGCAGGAUGCCCUGGACCUGUACCAGCAGAGUCUGGGGGAGUUGCUACUGCUGCUGGCAGCGGAGCCCCCAGGCAGGAGGCGGGAGCUGCUUCACACUGAGGUUCAGAACCUCAUGGCACGAGCUGAAUACCUGAAGGAGCAGGUCAAGAUGAGGGAGUCUCACUGGGAAGCAGAGACCCUGGACAAAGAGGGGCUGUCGGAGUCGGUUCGUAGCUCUUGCACCCUGCAGUGACCCCAGAAGGAUGAUUGGACAGACCGUGGACCACCUGGA